AUGGCUGUCGUGCCGAACAAAGCUACAGAAUCUAGGAAGAACGGAACGGGUUGUUUCCUCUACAGGCUCUGGAAGGCUGUGAAGUGUGUUUUCUGCUGCUGUUGCCACUGUAGUGCUGUGAAUGUUGUGGAGCCUUUUGUUCCUCCAGCAGAUCUGGAGCCAGAGCCUGAUCCUGAUCCAUCAUCUCCUGCUCCUGAUCACUCCGGCGUCAAGACAAAUAAUGAGUCCUUUGAGUCUCUCUAUAGCGUUAUAAAGAUGAUUGGAUCUGGAGGAUUUGGCAGGGUGUACCAGGGAACACGCAAAUUUGAUGGCAAAAAGGUUGCCAUCAAGCGGAUUCGCAAGAUUGACAACAAUCGUUAUCUUAAUAUUCCUGGGCAUCCCGAACCUCUCGUUACAGAAGUGGCGCUGCUGAUGAUGAUGAGGCGAGAACCCAUAAGCCCCUUCGUCAUACAACUAUACGAGUGGUUUGAACAUCCUAAAGAAUUCACUCUGGUUAUGGAGUAUCCUGAACCCUACGAUAUCUUGCUGGACUUCAUCACUCGUAAUCAUCAAAUGCAUGAACCAACAGCACGGUUCAUCAUGCGACAGGCUGUGCUGGCAGUGCAACACUGCAUCCAUCAUGGGGUUUUCCACAAUGACAUCCAUGCGCAGAAUUUCCUGUUGAAGAGAGACCCGGUACAGCUCAAGCUGAUAGACUUUGGCUGCGGUCAGCUGUUUAGUAGAGAUGGCUACGAGAGCAACAUUUACAUUGGAGCACCGGAUUACUGCCCACCUGAAGUCUUGACAGAACCUCGAUUCCACGCCGUCCCAGCAAAUGUCUGGUCUCUAGGAGUGUUGUUGUACAAGAUGAUGAACGGAUGUUCUCCUUUUCGCAAUAGAAGAAAAAUCACACAAGCCAAAGUUACAUUUCUGAACCCCACCUUAUCCAAAAGAAAUGACAUACUUGCUGAGAGCUCUGAGCUCGAGACUCGACCCGAAGCCUGAAGUCCAACUCCAUCCUGACAGGAACUCAGAGUCUGUCCACGUCUGAGCAAGAACACGAGAGACUGCAAGACUGGAACGAAGUCAUCAAGUCAUCACACACACAUUUGCUUUGUUUUAAAGGUCAAGACAAGUCAUCUUCUACAAACAUUUGUGAAAGAAUGUGUCGCUCUCAGGAGCUCAGUGAAUUCAAGUGUGGUACCGUGAUAGGUUGCCAACUAUUCAUGAAAUUUCCUCACUAUUAAAUAUUCCACGGUCAACUGUUAGUGGU
Rhinichthys klamathensis goyatoka is the source of this 1252-nucleotide messenger RNA. RefSeq names its product serine/threonine-protein kinase pim-2-like. Gene Ontology annotation, biological process: regulation of mitotic cell cycle; protein autophosphorylation; negative regulation of apoptotic process. Gene Ontology annotation, molecular function: ATP binding; protein serine/threonine kinase activity. Gene Ontology annotation, cellular component: cytoplasm. The transcript has 7 exons. Bases 1 to 984 code for a protein of 327 amino acids. The record is from RefSeq and is a predicted model, not a curated record. NCBI's taxonomy places the organism in Eukaryota, Metazoa, Chordata, Actinopteri, Cypriniformes, Leuciscidae.